UCCUUCGGCCGCGGCGUCGGGGAGGCCGCCAGGGGCAGGCUCUUCAUCGACUGGCGCCGCCGCCCCGACGUCGUCCUCCCGCCCGGGCACCACCGAGGCUUUGCUCUCCCCUCUGUGCCCUUCUCGCCGUGGAUGGCGCAUCCGGCCGGACCCGGCGGCGCUGGCGGCAGGAUGUUCCUCCAGGCGACUACGCCGGCGACCGUCUACGACUACGACGCCUACCAGCACCACCACCAGCGGCGACACAUCGGGUACGACGGCUACGGGGCGGCACCCGGCAGGCAGGUGCUGUUCUACCAGCCGCAGCAGCACUACCACCACCAGCACCAGUCGCUGGUCCUGGAGUCGGUGCCGGUGCGCAUGGUCGCCGCGCCAGAGCACCCGGAGGCGUCCGCGGUGGCGACGUCGGGGUCGAAGCGGGUGCGGCUCUUCGGGGUGAAUCUCGAGUGCGCGGCGGACGCCGAGGAGGACUUCAGCGGGCCCGGGAGAACGGCGACAACGGCGCUGCAACUGCUGUCACCGGCCUCCUCCUCAUCGUCGUCGUCCGGGAAAGCGAGGUGCUCUUUGAAUCUUGACUUGUGAAGCGCUAAAGUGUGGGCGGUCGCACGAUCCACUACUACCACCACUACUGCUACUCAGAUUCUGACACAAACGGGGUCGCCGCCGGCCGUUCGCAAAGAAGAAAUUAACCUGUCGAUCGGAGAAGUAAACAAAUGCGGCGGCGGCGGCGGCCGCCGGUGCAUGCGUGGAGCAUCUAGCCUCUUCGUAAUCUCUUCCUUUGGUAUAUAGCUCAUGAUCCCUCCUUAAUUAUUAGCCAGUUCAGUGCAGUGUGAGAAGAAACACGAAAAGAACAAUUUAAGCAGCAGCAGCAGCAACAACAAAAAAUCUUUCUAUCUUGAUUGAUGCAUGGUUUCUUCUAUUUGCUCUGAUUUGCAUUCCUUCCCCAAUUUCCCCUCGUGUGCUUGAUUAUAAUUAAGUUGUCUUAGCAUGAACUCUCGUUCUUUUCAUUUGGGGACUUAAACACAGGAAAAUUAUUGUAGGAAGAGAAAACUAUAUGUAUAUAUCAUGAGCCCAUGACCGAGCCUAGGAGACAUAGUGUGCUCCCCACAUAUGAUAACAAUUAAUAUGCACCGUUGUACAAAUACAAUACAUGCAAGUAUCUUGGAGGUGGGAUGCAAAGCUUAAUUAAUAAAUUAAUUGUGCUGUAAUUGUGCACAUGGAUUGUUCUUGUUUGCUGCUGCUCUAGUGUGGGCAUAUGCAGGUCAAUUGGGCUCUCCUUCCAAAGCUAGCUAGCUGUAGGUGAGGAGAGGUUGCCUUUAAAAUGUAGCUUAGCAGCAAGCAAGCCAGUAUGCCAGCCAGCCUUGUAGCUUGCUUGCUAGGACAGACAGUCAUGGCAGAGGCCUGGAGCUCAGACCCUAAAUCCUUCUCCUACACAUGCCUGCCUGCCUGCCUGCCUGCAAUUACAUACUACAUUCAUACACAUGCAUCUCUCCCUCUCUCUCUCUACGUAUCUCUCUCUCUCCUCCGCUCAUACUCUCUCUCUCCACAGUAGUACUAUAGCACUGUUGCACUGCUUGAUUUGGCUUGGGCAUUUGUCCCAUGUGCAAUUCCUUCGUCCCUGCUGCUUCAGCUUCUGCUGCGGCUGCUGUUUCUUCUGCGGCAACACCACGGCAUCUAUGCCUUGUGCGUGAAAUGUUCAUCAGGCAUAGUACACCAUGCAUGCCAGCGUACAUAACUACAUACGCAGGCAGAACUAAAUGCCAAGAUGUGUGUAUGUAUGUAUAUGUAUGCAUGCAUGCCAACCAGCCAGCCUUUGAGCUGCUACCAAGAAGGUGUAGUAAAAAAGAAGAAUUAAAGCUGCUCGUUAGUAAAAAGCUAGAUGCUGCCGUAGAUCCUUCCCUCCUGCAGUCCUCCUGGACCUCGGUUCUUCCCCAGAGAGAGAUAGAGAGUGGGAGAUCCAUGUGGGUGCACUGCAAAACCGCAGAGAGCACAUUGCAAUAUUGCAUCAGAUACAGGACGUAGGAGGCUAUGCACAGCAUUGCAUGGCUCAAUUAAUUGGAAAUACUACACUUGCACAGUUGCACCUAUAGAGAUCUGGAUUCAGGUAGUACUACUGGGCAGUGAUGAACCAUCAGUAAUCUCUGCAUGUAGGAGUAACUUUGAGCCAUGUGUCACCCAUUAUUAGGCCUUAAUGCUGGGUAUAUACCCAUCACUGCUGCCACAGCCCAACCCCAGGGCUAGCUGUUCCUGGGGUCCUGCCUGCAGGUAGAUAUAGAUUUGGUGUUUUGGUAAUUGAUGAUUCCUGUGAUUAGUCCAGGCACCCAUGCAUAUGCCUUGUCAGCGAUUCAGUAUGGAGUUAAUGUAGCAGCUUUGUUGUUGCCUUUGCGUUUAAGAUCGAGCAUGCAUUGCAUUGAUCUUCAUAUCCAAGUCUGUUUGCUGAUAUUUUUGAAUUUUUGAUUUCAAAUUCUGGGAUGGUACAGCUUACACAUGUUUUUAGUUUUCUCUAUUAGGGAGAGGCAUCAAUCCCCUGUCUUGUUUGGGUACACUUUUUAUCUGACUCAGCCACUUUGGAUUGGAAGGGAUUUUAUUUUUAUUUUUUUGAAUUGUUUGGAUUGCUUAUCACAUAAGCCAUGUGGAUUGGAAGGGAUUUUAGUUCUAUGUUCUCUACCUAUCCGGAGGAUUUGUGUGAGACUAUAAUUUGUAUGAAAAUGGGUUCUCGAUAUAAAGGUGUAUUAUACUGUAGAUAGAAAACCAUAUCUGUAUGCAUCAGGCAAUGCAGAGGCCGAGGGGACAACCAUUUUUUUUAAAUGAUGAAAAACCCAAUAAUUAUGCUUGGUGUUCCUUGUUUUGAGACACCUUUUUGUACCCCUAUUUAAAAAUCAAUAAACAUACACAGCA
Triticum aestivum (bread wheat) is the source of this 2898-nucleotide messenger RNA. Its product is annotated as B3 domain-containing protein Os03g0120900-like. NCBI's taxonomy places the organism in Eukaryota, Viridiplantae, Streptophyta, Magnoliopsida, Poales, Poaceae. The transcript has a single exon. The record is from RefSeq and is a predicted model, not a curated record. The annotation marks the transcript as partial.